CGAGACCUGUGUUGUCUCUACUUGCCAGUUCUGCUAGAUCCUUUACCUCCAUCGGACCCAGAGACUCCCAGAUGGGGGUGGUGAUGUACAGUGAAAAUCCAAAAGUGCGCUUCCUCCUCAGUCGUCAUAGCAACAAUGAGACCGUUCUGCGGGAUAUUUUGACCACCCCAUUCAAUGACAGACCAGGAAAUAAUAUAGGCCAGGCAAUGACAUACGCACGUCAGUUUUUGCUGAGCACGCAAGCAGGUCGUAGGUAUGGUGUUCCCGGGGUGGUUGUCAUUAUCGCUGACGAGAAGUCAACCGAUGAUCUUAGCCAGCCCGCUGCUGCUGUUAGAGCCGAUGGUGUGACAGUGUUGGCGGUAGGAAUUGGACGUGCAGACUCUAGAGAGCUGCGUUUGGCAGUGACGGAUGGCAGCACUCAGAAUCUGCUCUAUGCUCAAGAUGCAAAUCAGCUCUAUGGUCUCCACCCCGACCUGGCAGACCUCCUCUGUGGCCUUGCACGAGGGACUAGUGUCACGCCAGUGCCUUGUACUGUAGAGUGUCCAAAGGGUGCUAAAGGGGAACCGGGUCAGAAGGGUGAGAGGGCCAGAGAUGGAGUGGAUGGAAGAAAAGGCGAGCCUGGUCGUGAUGGUUUACCCGGUCGUGAGGGCCCCAGAGGGCCAGCGGGGCCACCAGGUCAACCAGGCAGUGGUCUGGGAAUGAGAGGAGAGAAAGGCGAGAGAGGUUUCCCAGGACUGGAUGGCAGUCCAGGUCUUCCAGGUCGUUCUGGUGCAGUUGGAUUACCAUGCAGUGCCACUUAA
Sinocyclocheilus anshuiensis is the source of this 800-nucleotide messenger RNA. Its product is annotated as collagen alpha-1(VII) chain-like. The record is from RefSeq and is a predicted model, not a curated record. The transcript is spliced from 10 exons. NCBI's taxonomy places the organism in Eukaryota, Metazoa, Chordata, Actinopteri, Cypriniformes, Cyprinidae. The coding region runs from base 72 to 800 and encodes 242 amino acids.